Messenger RNA from Daphnia magna, 4509 nucleotides. RefSeq lists its product as uncharacterized. Gene Ontology annotation, biological process: DNA integration. The transcript has a single exon. NCBI's taxonomy places the organism in Eukaryota, Metazoa, Arthropoda, Branchiopoda, Diplostraca, Daphniidae. Gene Ontology annotation, molecular function: nucleic acid binding. The record is from RefSeq and is a predicted model, not a curated record. The coding region runs from base 1 to 4509 and encodes 1502 amino acids.
AUGCGGGCGGCGCACUUACAAGCUCUCGACAGAAUCGACAUACCACGAGGCGACCCAGCUUCACUUCGGCGUUUCGCAGAAAAGGUCAGGACGCAUUUAUUCAACCUGAGUUGUAUUGGCGAAACCGGGGAUGCAGACAUCAUUGAGCGUUUGGCCCAAAAACUACAAAUCCAGGACAGGCUAUCUUGGAAUGAUGGACGACGGGGUGGGCUGGAGUACCGCAGCCUGAAUGAGUUCGGAUCCUGGCUGUGUUUGCGGGCUUCUGCCUAUCAAAAUGCCUAUUCCAUUGCAUCUGAUCAGUCCAGCAGACCGAGUGACAGCAUGAGACCUGGACAGAGUCAACAACAGAUGCAGUUACCACACCAACAUGCAGGCAGGCGGAAUGUGCGCACUCAUUAUGGUGACAGUACUGGGGGUCAGCCUGAUAACAAACCACCUUCAGAAGAAAAAAAGGCCACGGACCACUGUUUCAAGUGUGAAGGGGUUCAUCGACUACAUACUUGUACAUUCUUCAAGGCGUUAACUGUCGGCGAACGGACCACCUUCGUGAUCCGCCGGGGAUUGUGCUUCUGUUGUUUUGGUGUACGACACACGGCCCGCGAUUGCAGAGAAAAGAAGAGUUGUGGCAUUGGUGGAUGCAAAUUACUUCAUCACCAGCUGCUACACAAUGAUGUUAACACUCGAAUCGCGAGAACCUGCCACGCGAUAGAUAUUAGUUCCGAGCGGAUCGCAUUUGGCGUGAUUCAGUUAGAAGCACUAAACCAGGACGGGGAGUUAAUUCCGAUAACAGUAAUGGUAGAUCCGGGGAGCAACGCCACGCUUUUCCGAGAGGGAAUUGUCCGCUCUCUGAAGCUCAGAGGACGAAGACAGACUCUUCAUAUCGAUGGCGUAGCUGACACAAUUUCAAGCUUACACAAUUCUGAGCAUUUGGAGAUGCAAAUUAGAACGGCCUUUGGUGAGUUGGUGACCCUCGAAGGCUCUACACUACCAUCUAUCACGCGACCGGUACCAUUCUUCAGAUGGGAAGAUCUACGUAAACGUUGGCGUCAUCUGGAGGGAUUACCGGAACUUCUCCCUGCCGGCGGAAGAAUAGAUGUGCUAAUCGGACUAAAUCAUGCCGCUUUCACCACGGCAACCGAGUCCAGGAUCGGGAACAACAACGAGCCUACAGCCGAGAAAACGAGACUUGGUUGGAUACUAAAAGGAGUAGUAGACGGAACUGCGGUAAACGUGCGUGUUCACCAGGCCCUCGCCUCUACAGACAUCGGUUUCCAACUACUUGAUCAGAUGCGUCGCUUUUGUGACACCGAGACGUUUGGAACCGAAUAUCAGAUUGACUGCAUCUCACCAGAAAACAAGGCGGCAUCGGAGUUUCUGGAUCGAGCCACGACAAGAUUAGACAUCGGAUAUGAAGCACCUAUUCUAUGGAAGGACGGAGUUCACCCAGUGCUGCCAGACAAUCGGAGCUUAGCUGAAUCCCGUCUUCAGUGCCUCAUCAACAAGUUUCGGAAAACCGCACCAGAGCAGCGUUAUGAGUUCUAUUACCGGAAAGCAAUGCAGAAGAAUUUUGAUGAGGGUUAUGCCUGCCGACUCUCCCCUGAAGAGAUGGCUAGUCAAUCGGGUUACUAUCUGCCCCAUUUUGGAGUACCGAAGAUACCUGGUCGGCCAGAACUACGCUUGGUCUACGAUGCAGCGGCGAGAUACAGAGGUCGUUGCUUGAAUGACUACAUUGUCAGCGGCCCACCAGUACAGAACCCUCUAGCUGCCGUGGUCAUAAGAUUCAGGGAGGGGGCCGUGGCGUGGUCAGCUGACAUAAGGGCCAUGUUCAGCCGUAUUCGAUUGAAGAAGGAAGACCGCCGGUAUCACAGAUUCCUGUGGCCAGAAGAAGACGGUUCAGUUUCAACGUGCGAAAUGACGAGGGUUACCUUUGGAGUGUCUUGCUCCCCCUUUGUCGCUAUUCGUACGAUGUGGCGGGCGGCUGACGAUGCAGGUCCGGAAAUGAAAGCAGCAUCAGAGGUAGUACGUAAUAAUCUUUAUGUGGACGAUUAUCUUGGUUCCGCCCGAAGUCAAGAGGAAGCCAUCUCUGUAACCAAGGCCAUUACCACUGUAUUGGCGAAUGGGGAUUUCCAUCUCGGCAGCUGGGCCUCGAAUGAUCCUGCAGUAUUAACAGCUUUACAACCGUCACAAGACGAGAAUGGAAACAAUGCCCUGACAACACGAGACCUUGGCUCAGACGACGUGGAGACCGUGCUGGGAAUCACAUGGCGUCCUACAACCGAUAUGCUUGGGUUCCGUGUCAAGGAAAAGGAAGUGACGUUUACACGGAUAGGCCUAGCCUCUAUGGUGGCUGGGCAAUUCGACCCACAAGGUACCGCGGCCCCUAUGACUGUCAAAGGAAAAAUUCGUCUUCGGGAGUUGGGCGUACGAGGGCUGGGUUGGAACGAAACUGUCGACGAGAAUGAUAGCCAAUGGUGGACCCAAUAUUUCGACACGGUGCAGCAGCUGCGAGAUGUAGAAUUCCCGCGAGGACUUUUUCCAAACGAACAAAACAUCGUCCAGUCGGAAUUACAUACGUUCGCUGACGCAUCAGAGGAGGCCUGUGCGGCAGUGUGUUAUAUCCGGCAUAGUUACCAAGACGGCAGUGUCAUCGUACGCCACGUCAAAGCAGCAACAAAACUCGCCCCAUUGAAGACAGUUUCUGUGUGUAAACUAGAGUUGACAGCCGGGCUACUAGGCGCUCGGUUAGCCCGCUUUGUUGGUGAAUCUAUGACAAGGAAGGUUAACAUUCGAAAGUUUUGGACAGAUAGCAGCACGGUCCGCAACUGGGUGCGGGCCGUUUCCGCGCAAUAUCAAGUGUACGUGAGUCAUCGUAUUGGUGAAAUUCAGACUUUGACGGCUGCUCACGAGUGGCGCUUUGUGCCAGGAAGACUUAACCCAGCCGAUGCAGCCACACGGUCGCAGCUGGAAGCAGAAGCGAUUCCCCUUUAUUGGUUGGAUGGGCCACCAUUCUUGUAUGCAGACCCAGCAGACUGGCCAAAGGAUUUACCAUGGUUGGUCGAAAAACAAGAAAUACGGAGCAUUCAUCUCCAUCUGGUCGAGUCACACCCGACACUGGCAACCGAUUGGAGUACGAUAGUGAUCACAGCAAAGGAAAUUCCAGCGCUCAUACGGUUGGAAGAAAAGUAUAGAUCAUUGAUUCAACUCUGUCAAGAAGAAGCAUAUCCAGAAGAAUUGAAACGGCUCCGGGGCAAGAAGCCCAUCCGCCCAACCUCCCGACUUAUGGCCCUAACCCCCUUUCUGGGAGAUGACAAAAUGUUACGGCUGGGCGGAAGGUUAGGAAGGGCAAAAUUACCUUACGACAUACUACACCCUCCUAUUUUACCCGGACCUCACCCAUUGGCACGUUCAAUCAUCCGCGCGUUUCAUGAGGAGAUGCAUCAUGUGGGAACCGAUUUUGUUUUAUCCCACGUCCGGCAGCACUUCUGGAUUACAGUGGGCCGCGAAGCAGUAAAACGCGUACGAAACGAGUGUAUUCCUUGUCGGCGGUUUCGACCAAAGGCGGCCCUACAAAUGAUGGCUGACGUCCACAAGGCUCGCUUAGGAGCUCGAGAACCACCGUUCACGUAUACAUCCGUCGACUACUUCGGUCCGAUUGACGUCGUUCACGGUCGCGGGACAGCGAAGAGAUGGGGAGCCCUUUUUACCUGCCUAGUUACACGGGCACUUUAUGUAGAUGUCGCCGUCUCAUUAUCGUCGGAUGAUUUCCUGUUAGUUUUACGCCGCUUUGCAUCAAUAUACAGAAAACCAGCCCACAUGUUUUCAGACAACGGUACCAACCUAGUGGGCGCCGAAAGGAUCCUGCGGGAGGAAUUGGAGCGCUUAAAGGUCAAUGACGGACUCACAGCAGAGUUAAAGGGCCUCGGAAUCAACUGGACGUUUCAACCGGCCCAGACACCUCAUUUUGGCGGGUCCCAUGAGUCCCUGGUCCGUUCAGUUAAGAACGCCCUUUACGCUGCACUGGACCAAGAAAAGCUCGGGUCACGAAAACCAAGCGACGAAAUUCUACGUACUAUCCUGUUCGAAGUAUCAGGACUUCUCAAUGCACGCCCACUCACUUACGUGAGCGCAGACCCUGAUGACUUCCGGCCUCUUACACACAACGAUUUCUUAAAUCGUGCACCAGUAGCAGACCUCCCAGCUGGAAAUUUUAGUCACUCGUUGCCACGGGAGCAUUACCGAUACGUGCAACGUAUCACAAACCUCUUUUGGGACCUUUGGCAUGGCGCCUUCCUGCAAUCCAUGGUAGGAAGAAAGAAAUGGCAGAGCACGGCCCGGAAUCUGGCAAUCGGUGAUUUUAUCCUAGACGAUUGGAAGGAUGCCCCGCGCGGACGAUGGCGCACCGGGAAAAUAUCACCGUUUACCCCGUUUACCCCGGAGCCGACGGAUUGGUACGUGCAGUGGACGUGCAGUUUUCUACUGGAACACUACGCAGAGGAACAAAUCAACUAG